GGCCACGUGCAGCUACACUGGGACUCAUUUCCGGCAUGUGAGUGCUAGUGAUAUAUUGAAAGAGACUUGGAAAAUGUCUGCACUCUAUUCUGGAAUCCACACAAAACUGAAAAAUGCCAAAAUUCCUUGGGAAGACAAAAUAAAAUUAGCUCAUUUUGCAUGGAUUUCUCACCAGUGUUUUCUUCCAAAUAAGGAACAGGUCUUACUUGACUGGGUCUGCCAUGCUUUGGUUGGAUGUCAUUCCAAGAAACUGAAUCUGGAAAGAGAUAUUCAGCAGAAGCUUUGGUGUUUUCUGGACAGUAUUUUACGCAGUAAAAGGUUGGAAUGUCUAGUAAAAGAAGGAAAGCCUGUGAAACUUCGCUUUACUAUUGCACAGGUUAUGAAUGACUUCAUUUCUUUAUCAUCUGUGCAACAAGGCCCACCAGCUGACAUUGCAACCAUUUUAAGCUGCUGUCAAACUGUUCUCUCUACUCCUGCCCUUGCUUUUGUCUACACAACAAAAUAUGAAUUGAUGGUAGACUUAUUAAACAAACUGUGCACUUUGGCUUGCCGUUGCUUGAACAACCAAUCUGAACAACUCCUCACAAGUCAAGUACUUAAAAUCCUUCACUUGUCAUUCAAUCAAUAUCUUCAAGUACAGAGACAGCAAAGUAAUCCAAAUAGAGUUUUUACAUAUGUGAUGGCACAACUUUUUCAACCGUGUCUGCUGUUAAGGAAUACCUUGAAUGUUCGUGUUUGGAGUAAGGAUGAUGAUAGUCAAAUACGCCACCAACUAAUCAAGGACAUCCGCAGUAACAUUGAGACUGUUCUUUAUAGUGCCCUUUUUCAGCCAGAACUUUUGGCUUCAUACAAAGAAGAGCUUCUUGUUGAAGGAGACAUAUCAGAGAAGAAAAAGAUAUCACCUAAAAUACUUCUGACACCUGUAUCCUCCAUCUUGUCAAAACUAGAGGAUUGCAACUUCUGUAACCCAAACAGCUCUGUUUCACUCUUAGCCAAUUCUGUUUCUCUUAUAUAUAAAUUGUUUUUAGACUCGUAUUGCAAAGAUGGAAAGGAAAUAUUUUGCUUUUACAUGCUUGUCAAGCUGUUUCAGUGCCUUCAAUCAACUAUUCAAUUUCAGCAGGAAGACAAGGCAACAUCUUUUUCAGGUUACUCUGCAGGUCUUCCUGCAUUAGAACAGCUACUGAACCUUGCUCUCAGUCAUGACAUAUACAAUGUUGCGGAAGACCACAUAAGGCAUAAGGAUGUUCAGUACCAGUUCUAUCGUAAACUAGCAGAAAUGCUGAUAUGUAAUCCCUGCACUUCUACACAAUCUUGGUUUCGAUGCUUGAGAAGUUUAAUCCUAUUAAAUCACCUCAUCGUUGAACCAGACCUUGAUGACCUAUUAUCAUGUGCAUGGAUUGAUGCAGACAUUUCAGAUCUGCGCAUUAGAAAAGCACAGGAAUCUUUAAUUUCAAGCCUUCUCCAGACUUAUACUAAGCUUCGGCAGUUUCCAAAACUGUUUGAGGAAGUUGUGAUAUUGAUAUGCCGUCCUGCAGCUGAUGAAUUAAGAAAUGCUAUUAUAACUUCUAGUCUGAGUGAGAAACUUGCUGAUUUUCUUAUUCAGCUGCCUCCUAAUCAGAUUUUGGAUGUGUGGGCCAUUAUUCUGGAAAAGUGUAGUUGUGAUGUCCUUCCAGACAUUAAAGAUGACCCAGAUGUUUCUUUGAAAUUGGUCUCUCUCAGCUCUCUCCUGCAAUGCUUGUUGUUUAACAUGAAGAGUUUAGACAAUUAUACUCCAACGCCUGUUCUAGCAAGGUUCCAUGAUCUUAUGAAACAAAUGAUGGAUAAGCUGAUAAUGCCUUCCCUAACUUUUGUUAAGGAGGUUAGUGUAAACAUUGUAUCUUUGGCUUGGCUACCUAAACUCUGUGAUGCUGUCCUUUUGCUUCUCUACACGUGGGUAGAAGUAAAUACUGUAACUAAACUGAAUUGCAUUAAAUAUGUAUCACAGAUAAAAGAACUGCCCCUUCUUUUGGAAUCACCGAUUGAAGGGUGGGAUUUUUCAGUGUUCUGUGGAGAUAAAGAUUGUUGGAAUGAAGUCUAUAAACAUUGCACUGAAUCAAACCCAGUCAGCAAGUUUUACUUGGAGCUGCUUUCUAUUCAGAAAAUGAAGUUUAUUCUAAUGCAUUAUGCCUCUCCAACUGAAUGCAUGCAACUUGCUCUUCAGAAUGCUGCAUUUCUAAUUUUUCAUCCGGUAAGUGAACUUAAGGUGCCGAAACAUUACAAACCUUGGAGUGGAAAUGUUAACCUAGUUGAUACAAGUUCAUUCCAUGUUGCUCACUGGCACCUUAUUGCAUCAAAUCUUCUAAUUAUCCUUCCCUAUAUUCCACUGGCAAAUAUCUACAGUAUAACAGACUUUCUGCUAGAAAGUAUUCUACCCGCACAGUACACAAAAGACCAAACGGACAAAGAAAGCUCAGUUUCAUUCGAGGAUAUUUCAAUGGCUUUACUGAGAAGUGAUCAUUUUUCCGAGCUACCUGUAUUGCAGUGUGCAUUUAUAACCAGCAUUAUUAACAAAUGUGCCAUGGCCCUAAAAGAGAAAAAUGUUUUAAAUGUUAUUUGUGAUUUUCUCUCUGCUAAAGACUUAAAUUGGCAUGAAGAUUUUCUUUCAUCCUACAGUAAAGGAGCUAAAUUCUCUGCCAGUGAUGUGGCGGAUGCAUUCGGUCAUAAAAUAUCUGGAUGUGUGACAAAUUUGGAAGUUGUCGUACAGUAUAUAAUGUCAAUGACUAAAGAAACUAAAUCUGUUGAAUUAUGUGAUUCUGAAAUAAACCAUCUUGGCAAUCUAAUAGAAUUUUUUUCUGCAUUAAAACCGGACAGCCUGACACCCUCAGACCAGUGUCGCUGCUUUUUUAUGCUGUUGUCUAUAGCAAGGGCAACAAGCCUUAGGAGUCUCCAACUUGCAGGUGUUUGCUAUAGACUUAUGAUAUGCCUUUUAAAUGGUAAACAUUCCAAAUCUUUAUUCAAACUGCUCUUUGCUAGUGACAUUCUAAAAACUGUUAUCAUAAGCUUUCAGCUAAAUGAAUUGCAGUUGACUGAUGCAGAAAACAAACUGUACUGGCCUGAAUUUGUUUCCGUUGUGCAGUCUUUUUUUGACACACUGCUUGCUGUGGUCUUAGAGCGGAAACAGAGCUGCCUCCUGAACUUAGAGAAAUUUGCAGAAUUCGUGUUUCAAUUUGUCCCAGAUCCCAAAAGCAAAGACUGGAACUCUUGCAUAGGUCAGUUACUUAUUUCUGUUCUCAGUGGAUUAUGCAGAGUCCUAACAACUUGUAUCCAAGAACACAUUGCAGAUAAAAAGAAGAUUGAAACAUUUUGUGCUUUGUUGCAGCAGUCAGUUGUUACUAUGCAUAUAGUUGUUCAGCAAUGUCUCAAAGUCAGUGCUCCUUCUCAGAUUUUACCUUCAUUCCUCGUAUCCUGUACAACCACUCUUCUUGAAGCAGAACUUAGUUGCCAAGAUCAAAUCAAAGCUCAGAACAUUAUAGUCUACAGAAGUUUCUGCUUACAAAUUCUGAGAGAACUUCCAUAUGCUGAGAGACAAACUCUGUUUCUGAAAGCUGCCUUCCGUUAUUUGCUAAUAAGCAUUACCGUAGAAGAAAUCUACAGUGCCCAACAAAUGCUAGUCGGCUCUAUAUUUAAUUCUGUGAAAAAACUACUUUCUAGGCCCUGGAUCAAUAAUGAGAUUCUUCAGAUGGUAGAAAAGGAGCUAAAAGACCUAUUUAAUCAGAUGAUGGAGCGCUGUAGCUGUGAAGAAUUUAAUACAGUUCUACAGUCUACACUUCAAGGACUAGAAGUCGGCAACCUGUGGAAAAACAGUGAAAAGGAAAUAGUUUCUGGCGUCACAAUAACUAAACUGCUUCUUAAUAGUAUUUUAAAAGAAGACAAAGGAAAAGUGUUCUGGUUUACCGCCUCUCAGAUUAUGACAGCACUUGUUACUCUUGCUAAUGAAGCUUGCAAGGACCGCUCACUGCUCUCCGAAAUUGUUGUGCCUGUGAUGGACACUAUGGCCUUGUUGUUAAGGCGUGGAGAGAUGUUUCUGAUUAAUCCUCACCAUGUGACUCUUUCAUUCAGAACGCUCCUCACUGUGCCUCUGGAUCACUUGAGGUUUGAAGAAUACUACAGUAUAUUCUUGGCAGUACAUGAAGUGCUGUUUUCAAUACUGCAGUGUCAUUCCAAGGCAAUGCUAAAAUCAGUUGCACCAUUUUUGAGCACUUUCCAUAGAUUGCUAUCAUCUGUCAUGCAUGAGGGACAACAGAAAGGAGAUAAAGGUACAGUACUAGCUCAUGAAUCGGCGAUUAUUUUGAAAUGUGCACAACUAGUGGAACGAAUGUACACUCAUAUUGCAGCUAAAACAGAGGAAUUCACAGUCUUUUCUGCUUUCAUGGUUUCACAGUAUGUCAAUGAGCUACAAAAGGUUACACUUCAACCUGCUGUGAAGAAGCACCUUACAGGAGGUAUCUUUCACAUUUUGGACUUGUGCAUUGACCGUGAUAUUAAGUUCCUAAAUGCAUCCUUACAAAUGGGAGUGAGAGAAGUAUUCAAAGAACUGUACCAGGAAUAUACUCACCAGCACAAACAAAGGAAUAGAACAGAAGAAAAAUAUACUGUGUUAUAACAUACAAUAUGUAUUAUUCAUU
Nanorana parkeri is the source of this 4664-nucleotide messenger RNA. RefSeq names its product URB2 ribosome biogenesis 2 homolog (S. cerevisiae) (gene URB2). Bases 74 to 4642 code for a protein of 1522 amino acids. The record is from RefSeq and is a predicted model, not a curated record. Lineage: Eukaryota; Metazoa; Chordata; Amphibia; Anura; Dicroglossidae. Gene Ontology annotation, cellular component: nucleolus. Gene Ontology annotation, biological process: ribosome biogenesis. The transcript has 10 exons.